UGUAGCUUGUUCCUCGCUUCUCUCCGCACAAUCGACAGCAUACCUGCUGCCCCCUUUGAACGGCGACAGGCAAGGAGAGGUGGGUGUGAGACGCCUCCGUACCGCAUCAUGCCGUCUGACCAAUAGCUGCGUCAGUUUAGACUGUACUUCCGCCUGCGCUGAUCCUGUCUGGGCCGGAUGGACGCCGCUAUCACACCACCUCUGCGCCUGCAUGUCGUUCGCGCCGACGGUAUCUCCCCAUCUUCUACUCGGGCACGGCUGCAGGACUUUUUGGUCAACUACGAUGACCGCCGGAGGCUCGCGUCGCACGGAGGCGACUCGACCAUAGCAGCGCAACUGCAGAAACUGACGGAGGCAUUGCGAGAAGAACGCGACGUGCGUAAGAAAUUUGCGGGGCAGUAGUGGUCCUGGUACGCCGUGCUACCAGAUGGGG
This is a messenger RNA of Fomitopsis serialis, 433 nucleotides long. RefSeq lists its product as uncharacterized. The transcript has a single exon. Bases 178 to 402 code for a protein of 74 amino acids. The record is from RefSeq and is a predicted model, not a curated record. NCBI's taxonomy places the organism in Eukaryota, Fungi, Basidiomycota, Agaricomycetes, Polyporales, Fomitopsidaceae.